CUCCUUCUCCAUCUCUCGCCAUCAUCGUCUCUGCUUAUUUUUUUUUUUUUCUUCUCUUUAUUCAUUGCUCGGACCGAACAAAGUUCAAAACUUUCUACCACUUUCGGAUCCUUCUCCAUUCAAAGUUAGGUUCUUUCCUUCCCAAUUCAAUUCAUUUUGCUUGGAUCCCAAGGAAAAUGAAGAAACCCAAAUCAUCAAAACCUGAAAAAACAGACAAACUCGAUCUCUUCUCGUCACUAUGGAAGCAGAGACCUUUCCGUGUGAUAAUAGCAAUAGGGUUCCUCUACCUCCUUAUGGUCACCCUCGAGAUACCUCUCGUCUUCAAAUCCUGGUCCUCCUCCACAACCUCCAUUGAUUCUCUCUCAAGGCUCGACACAGAGCAAGAGCCUCGAGUCGAGACAAUCCCUAAACCGGAUUCUGAACCGACGACCCUUAACCGGACGGAGGAGGAGAAGAACAACGUCCGUGAGCAGCAUCACAGAGGUCUUCUCUCGAGCCUGAGAUUUGAUUCUGAGACUUUCGACCCGAGCAGCAAAGACGGGUCGGUGGAGCUUCACAAGUCGGCUAAGGAGGCUUGGCAGCUAGGGAGGAAGCUGUGGAAGGAGCUAGAGUCAGGGAGGCUGGAGAAGUCGGUGGAGAAGACUGAGAAGAACGUCUUGUCAGACGCUUGCCCGCACUCUGUUUCGUUAACCGGGUCGGAGUUUAUGAACCGGGAGAAUCAGCUGAUGGAGCUGCCUUGUGGUUUGACGUUGGGCUCGCACGUGACUUUGGUCGGGAGGCCGAGGAAGAGCCAUCCCAAGGAAGGUGAUGGGUCUACUACUAAGUUGGUUUCUCAGUUUGUGAUUGAGCUUCAAGGUUUGAAGACUGUUGAUGGUGAGGAUCCUCCUCGGAUCCUGCAUUUCAACCCGAGGCUCAAGGGAGAUUGGAGUAGAAAGCCGGUGAUUGAGCAGAACACUUGUUAUAGAAUGCAGUGGGGAUCUUCGCAACGGUGUGAAGGAUGGAGGUCAAGAGAUGAAGAAGAGACUGUUGAUAGUCAUGUGAAGUGUGAGAAGUGGAUCCGUGAUGAUGAUAACUACUCAGAAGGGUCGAGAGCGAGAUGGUGGUUGAAUAGACUUAUAGGAAGGAGGAAGAGAGUCAAAGUAGAAUGGCCGUUUCCUUUUGUGGAAGAGAAGCUCUUUGUUCUCACUCUUAGCGCUGGUUUAGAAGGUUACCAUAUCAACGUUGAUGGACAGCAUGUUACAUCCUUCCCUUAUCGCACUGGUUUCACACUUGAGGAUGCAACGGGGCUUACAGUAAAUGGAGACAUUGAUGUCCACUCAGUUGUUGUUGCCUCUCUGCCAACAUCACAUCCCAGCUUUGCUCCCCAAAGGCAUCUCGAGUUGUCAAAGAGAUGGAAGGCACCUUUGGUUCCCGAUGGGCCUGUGGAGCUUUUUAUCGGUAUUCUUUCCGCAGGCAAUCAUUUCGGAGAACGGAUGGCUGUGAGGAAGUCGUGGAUGCAGCAUGUUCUUAUCACAUCUUCGAAAGUUGUUGCUCGUUUCUUUGUGGCACUCCAUGGGAGGAAAGAAGUGAAUGUGGAACUGAAGAAAGAAGCAGAGUACUUUGGGGACAUUGUGCUUGUUCCUUACAUGGAUAGCUAUGAUCUUGUUGUGCUGAAAACUGUUGCAAUAUGUGAACACGGAGCUUUUGCAUUCUCUGCAAAGUACAUAAUGAAGUGUGAUGAUGAUACGUUUGUAAAACUCGGCGCAGUGAUCAACGAAGUGAAGAAAGUACCCGAAGGUAGAAGCUUGUACAUUGGUAACAUGAAUUAUUACCACAAGCCUCUCCGUGGGGGUAAAUGGGCAGUCACUUACGAGGAAUGGCCAGAGGAGGACUAUCCGCCCUAUGCAAAUGGACCUGGAUAUGUUCUAUCUUCUGACAUUGCACGCUUCAUCGUGGGAGAGUUUGAGAGACACAGAUUACGGCUGUUCAAGAUGGAGGAUGUAAGUGUGGGAAUGUGGGUGGAGCAUUUCAAAAACACAUCAAACCCAGUGGACUAUAGGCACAGUCUGAGAUUUUGUCAGUUUGGUUGUGUUGAGAACUACUACACAGCUCAUUACCAGUCGCCAAGACAGAUGAUAUGCUUAUGGGACAAGCUCUUAAGACAGAACAAGCCAGAGUGUUGUAACAUGAGAUGAUUGAUUAUCGAGGGAAACAGCCAUGUGUGUUUUUGAGAUAUAAUAUGCUUUCAAGCGUGCGUUGAAAGACUAAUGCCGAUUAAGGAAACCAAUUUUGCAAAGCUCACACAUAGAGAGACUCUGGAGUUUUGGUCUGCAAUCUUCAAGCCAUCUAAAUCUGUAGAACAAACGGAGAGAAGAGUAAACAAAGACGCAUAUAUAGUCUAGUCAUACAUUCACUUUGUUUGUGAAUCAAUUUGAUUUAUUUUCAUUUGUAUAAAACCUAUUUCUUAAAUCUAAUUGAAAUUUUGUUCUUUUUUA
Raphanus sativus (radish) is the source of this 2474-nucleotide messenger RNA. RefSeq names its product hydroxyproline O-galactosyltransferase GALT5. Gene Ontology annotation, molecular function: carbohydrate binding; galactosyltransferase activity. The record is from RefSeq and is a predicted model, not a curated record. Bases 177 to 2174 code for a protein of 665 amino acids. NCBI's taxonomy places the organism in Eukaryota, Viridiplantae, Streptophyta, Magnoliopsida, Brassicales, Brassicaceae. The transcript has 7 exons. Gene Ontology annotation, cellular component: Golgi membrane.